AUGCCACACUCCAAAACCCCCGGCCAGUCCAACGCCGCCGCGCCCUCGUUCCUCAAGAAGGACGCUGAAGCCCAUGGCCUCGGUGCACCCAACGCCCCUGCUCACAAAGAGCAGCCCGCGCCCGGCGAGCGGCCCGUAGCAUCAGACAGUGGGAACGCGAAUGUCGGCGUGGAUGCGGGUGCGAAUCAGAGGGGCGAGAAGAGGAUUGGAGGACCGAACUACGGGUCUCGAUAG
Molecule: messenger RNA, 234 nt
Organism: Trematosphaeria pertusa
Lineage: Eukaryota; Fungi; Ascomycota; Dothideomycetes; Pleosporales; Trematosphaeriaceae
Exons: 2
Coding region: 1-234 (77 amino acids)
Source: RefSeq, a predicted model, not a curated record